AUGGUAGCAGGUAUUGGCAUAAAGCUUCGGAAUACUAGCAUCAAAUUAAGCCAGCUGCACUAUACAAAUCGAAGAUAUUUCGAAUCUACCCACCUUUACGAUACAAUACAAAUCCGUAAAAAAUUACAGCAAGAAUUUAGUUUAAAGCAGAGUGAAACAAUUAUUAAGAUAAUGAUUGAGUCAAUUCAAGGAGGGGUUAAUCAUAUAUCUAAAGAUCUAGCCACAAGAGAUAAAUUAACUCAAUUAACUUACGAACAAAGGGUAGAUUUUGCAAAAUUGAGAGACCAAUUGCUGAGUGCUGAUCGAAGUGAAUUUCAUAACAUUCAAAAUGAAUAUGAAAGAGUCCGUACAGAUCUAGAAAAAUUGAAAAAUAAAUUACAUGAAGAAAUUACACGAGUUAAUGCCAGCUUCAAGUUAGAUUUAUCCUUAGAGAAAGGUAGAAUUAGGGAAGAGAGUAGUUAUCAUGAUGUCAAGAUCAAGGAAAUUGAUAAUAAGAUAGAUCAAGAAGUUGUAAAUAUGAAGAUGCAAAUUGAUUCUGUGAAAACUCAAGUGAUGCAAUGGUUAUUUGGGGUUUGCACAGGUACCUUUGCUUUAAUUCUUGCAUAUGUUAGACUUAUUAGUUGA
This is a messenger RNA of Henningerozyma blattae CBS 6284, 624 nucleotides long. RefSeq names its product Fmp32p (gene FMP32). Gene Ontology annotation, cellular component: mitochondrion. The coding region runs from base 1 to 624 and encodes 207 amino acids. Lineage: Eukaryota; Fungi; Ascomycota; Saccharomycetes; Saccharomycetales; Saccharomycetaceae. The transcript has a single exon. The record is from RefSeq and is a predicted model, not a curated record.